CGCUCUCGGGUAUACUUAUCUGUGUCCUCCUCACCUCCCCUCAUCCCGUUGUCCCGGUCUUCCGCUGCCACCCCCGUCGCAACCCACCGCGCGAUAUCUAAACCGUCGCCGGCUUUUAGAUCGGCCGCGCGCCGCGUAUGCACCGCGUGCACUCGCAGCAGCAUCGCCGUCGACACCGCGACGACACGCCGCUCGUUCUCUCCGCCGGCCACCAUCGCCACCGGGUCCCUGCGUCGCGGAUCGUGCACGUCGCCGACGACGGCGAGGACGACGAGAACGACGACGGCGGCAGUGACUCGGCAACGACUCGACGGCAACGCGGUAGAUCACGAGGACCUGGGUAACGCUGAAACGGACGUGCAUUCCUCUUUGAAGACUAGGCAUCGAGCUCGGUCGAGCGUGGGAUUCAACCACAAGAUCGAAGGAUGCUGGCCCGCUGCCUAAUCUUCGCAGGUGCAGCUGCUGUAGUAACGUCCGCAGGCGGGCACGGCUUCGACGCGCAUCUACGCGGCCCCAGCUUCGUGCUGGAACCGCCGUCGAGGAUUGAAUUCUCCAAUUCCAGCGGCGCCUGGUUGGACUGCACUGCCUCCGGAAGUCCACCGCCUAACAUCGACUGGUCCACCGCGGAUGGGCAUCCGGUGAACGAUGUAUCGGGCGUACGAAGAGUGCUCAGAAAUGGCACUCUGGUACUCCUGCCGUUUCCGGCCGCGGCCUAUCGGCAGGACGUUCACAGUGCCGCGUAUAGAUGCGUGGCGAGCAAUACCGUCGGCAGAGUACUCAGUCGCGACGUACAAGUCAGAGCAGUGGUGGCUCAGGCAUACAAAGUCGAGGUGGAGGUGACGGGGGGCGCAUCGAGGGGAUGCACUGCAAUAUUACGCUGCAUCAUACCCAGCUACGUCAAAGAUUUGGUGCGCGUCGUAUCCUGGCUGCACGAACCUUCGUCCUAUAUAUAUCCCUCGCUGCAAGGAGAUGGCAAGUUCCACCUGCUUCCCACGGGAGAGCUUCUGGUACACAGCCUCGAGUUCAGCGACCAGCUGAACGGCUACAGAUGCCGCACAAUGCACCGUCUCACGAGACAAGUGGUCGUUAGUUCUAUGGCCAACAUUAGGAUAGCAGAUCACAGAGGCGUAAUGCCUCCCGUGAUACUCGAAAACUCCGGUGUCGUACAUGUCGCCCAAGACGAAUCGACGUCGUUAGUCUGUGUGGCGCAAGCCUGCCCUUCGCCCGAAUAUCGGUGGUUUGCGCAAACAGGAGCAGAACCAAUGUUGGUACUCUCUGGACCCAGAACCAGACUUCUUGGUUCUGUGUUGGCCAUCGAAGCGGUAACGUUAGAAGACAGCGGUGUAUAUCGCUGCUCCGCUUCUAAUCCUGGUGGCGAAGCGAGCGCUGAGAUCAGGUUAAUUGUGACGGCGCCUCUUCACGUGGAAGUGACGCCUCCGUUGCUCAGUGUUCACUUAGGUGGCAACGCCGAGUUCAGAUGCGAGGUCGGCACGCAUCCGCAGGCUGGACCGCACUUUAUCACAUGGUACAAGGACGGUCGGCAACUUCCAGGGACAGGAAGGCAAUCGGAAUUACUGAAGCUCAAUGGAAUUGGAAGGGAAGACCGCGGCAUGUAUCAGUGCAUUGUGAGAAGGUCGGAAGGCGAUACAGCUCAAGCAUCAGCGGAACUUCAACUGGGCGACGCGCCGCCCGUGCUCCUGUACUCAUUCAUCGAGCAGACUCUCCAGCCAGGACCCGCCGUGUCCUUAAAAUGUUCCGCCGCAGGAAAUCCUACACCUCAAGUAUCAUGGGCGUUGGACGGUUUUCCCUUACCGACUAAUGGAAGAUUCGUCAUUGGUCAAUACGUGACAGUGCAUGGCGACGUUAUAUCCCACGUCAAUAUAAGCCACGUAAUGGUGGAGGACGGAGGUGAAUAUUCCUGCACAGCCGAAAAUCGCGCGGGAAAGGUGACACAUGCUGCACGACUGAAUGUUUACGGACUUCCGUACAUACGCCUGAUCCCGAAAGUGACCGCCGUUGCCGGCGAAACUCUCCGUUUGAAGUGCCCGGUGGCUGGAUAUCCGAUCGAGGAAAUCAAAUGGGAGAGAGCUAAUCGCGAAUUACCGGACGAUCUGCGUCAAAAAGUACUCACGGAUGGCACCCUGAUGAUCAGCAGUGUGCAGAAGAAGGGUGACGCUGGAGUAUACACCUGCUGGGCGAGGAACAAGCAAGGUCACAGCGCCAGAAGAUCCGGAGACGUCGCAGUAAUCGUUCCCCCCAAAAUUAGCCCGUUCACGGCAGAUCGCGACCUGCAUCUCGGCGAACGCACCACCCUGACUUGUUCGGUGACCAGAGGCGAUCUGCCGCUGUCCAUCACGUGGCUCAAGGAUGGACGUUCUAUGGGACCGUCGGAACGUGUCACUGUCACCAAUAUGGACCAGUACAAUAGCAUACUGAUGAUUGAAAGUUUAUCUCCAGAUCACAACGGCAACUACUCGUGCGUGGCCCGUAACGUGGCCGCAGAGGUAUCGCACACGCAGCGGCUUGUGGUUCAUGUGCCGCCCAGAUGGAUCGUCGAGCCGACCGACGUAAGCGUCGAAAGGAAUCGCCACGUUGCGCUGCAUUGCCAGGCGCAGGGCGUCCCGACGCCGACGAUCGUAUGGAAGAAAGCCACCGGAAGCAAAGCCGGUGAUUACGAGGAGUUGCGCGAAAGAACUUAUACCAAGAUCCUCAGCAAUGGCACUCUAUUGCUGCAACACGUGAAAGAAGACAGAGAAGGCUUCUAUCUGUGUCAUGCGAGUAAUGGCAUUGGAAGCGGUUUAGGCAAAGUCGUGCAAUUAAAAGUCAAUUCGUCUCCAUAUUUCGCGGCGCCUUCGAGACUCGUUACCGUAAAAAAAGGGGACACGGCGACGUUACACUGCGAAGUACACGGCGAUAAGCCGGUUACCGUUACCUGGCUGAAAGGCGGUAAAAGCGAGCUGAAUCCCUCGACGAAUUACCGCGUCGCAGUGAAGCAGGAAGUAACGCCGGACGGUGUCAUCGCGCAAUUGCAAAUCUCAUCGGCGGAAGCAGCUGACAGCGGUGCGUACUUUUGUCAAGCGAACAAUCUUUACGGGCGCGAUCAGCAACUGGUGCAACUCCUCGUGCAAGAACCGCCUCAACCACCGAGCGCCCUAGAAACUGCUAUGGUGGCUAGUCGCAGCAUUAAUGUUAAGUGGCAGCAUAAGUCGCAGGACACUAGCGAAGUCACCAAAUAUAUCCUUCAGUAUAAAGAGGGCGAAGGCGGAAUAUGGCAACAACAAGAGUUUACUGGGCCACCCUUGCCAUACGCGGCAUUAAUCGACGAUUUAAAACCCGCCACGAGAUACACCAUACGCGUGAUAGCAGAAGGUCCAGCGGGCCGAUCUGUUCCCUCAGCGGAACUCCUUGUCAGAACCGAACCGCAGAAACCAGCUGGUCCGCCAAUGAAUCUCGCAGCCAGACCUCUCUCCUCGUCCGAAAUCCUCGUCACUUGGUCACCGCCUUUAUUGGAGCUUCGCCAUGGUGACAUACAGGGUUUCAAUGUCGGUUAUAAGGAAACGAGCUCAAACAAUCCAUCGUACAACUUCAGCUCCGUCUCGGGCGAUGGAGAGGAAGGAGGCGGAGAGUUUCGACUUACAGGUCUCAGGCCAUACACCAGAUACACCCUUGUCGUUCGAGCUUAUAAUCAGGUGGGGCCAGGACCUUUGUGUGAACCACUGAUCACGCAGACCUUGGAAGAUGUUCCCAGCAUGCCACCGGAAGAUGUGAGGUGCGUGGCACUUUCUUCCCAAUCUUUGCAAGUGUCCUGGCAACCCCCGCCCAGCACUCACAGCAAUGGUAUUAUCCAGGGUUAUAAAUUAAAUUACGAACCGAUUUUGGCGGACGCAUGGCGAGGCGUGGAUGAGAUGGAGGUUCGUAAAACAAGUGCUCUGACAACGGUUUUAACUGGGCUUAGACGAUACACCAAUUACACUAUCCAGGUUUUGGCUUAUACCAGAAUUGGCGACGGUGUGCCUUCUGCUACGAUUUACUGCCAGACGGAGGAAGACGUGCCAGGCAGUCCGGCUGAUAUCAAAGUCGUCGUGAGUUCGCCACAGGCUCUUUUUAUCUCAUGGCUACCACCGCUCGAGCCAAACGGAGUUAUUACGAAAUACAAUCUUUAUACAAGAGUCGUCGACGGACGAGAGGAGCUCAAUCACGGCAAGAAGACAUUACCGGCGUCGAGCACAUAUUUCGAGGCGACUGAUUUGCAGCAACACGUCGAGUAUCAAUUUUGGGUGACUGGUAGCACAAGAAUGGGCGAGGGCCAAAGUUCGAGAGUGGCCGCGCAAGUACCGACGAAUCGUGUGCCAGCCAGAAUCACGUCCUUUGGCGGCCAUGUGGUGCGUCCAUGGCGGGGUUCGGCGACUUUGGCGUGCAACGCGGUCGGGGAUCCAACAAGAGACUGGUACAAGAGUACCACGGAGCAGAUACGCACCGAUUCCACCAGGAACGUGCAGAUCUUAACGACCGGAGAACUCGUGUUGUCGAAUCUGCAAUCACAGGACAGUGGAAAUUAUACCUGUCAGGUGGAGAACUCUCAAGGCAGUGACAAGCUGCAUUAUACUCUUACGGUGCAAGUUCCGCCCAGUGCGCCCGUAUUGUACGUAACUAGCUCUACGUCAAGUAGCGUGUUAUUACAUUGGAAAUCCGAACAUAAUGGUGGUGCACCUUUGACGGGUUACACACUGUAUUAUCGAACUGCUCACGGUACCCUUGAUGAGUUACAACUAUCUCGCCAUGCUACUAGCCACGAGCUAAAGGGGCUCCUGUGCGGAAACACGUAUCAGUUAUAUCUAACAUCGCAUAAUAAAAUCGGUAGCAGUCCAUCGUCACCGGUGCUCUCAGUUCGAACUCAGGGCCAAGCUCCAGGCAUCCCACCGGCGGCUGCCUUCCUUAGCCCAAAUUCCACCACUUUAGUGCUGCGAUUGCACGUCUGGCCUGAUAAUGGUUGCCCUAUAAAAUAUUUCGUUAUACAGUACAGGCCAAUAAAUGAGUUUCAUUGGACUCUGGUGUCGAACAAUGUCAAGAUGCAACGGCGAUUCGUCGUAACUAAUUUAACACCCAGCUCGGUCUACCAACUCAAAGUCGAGGCUCAUAAUGUGGCCGGCAGCAAUCAGGCGGAGUUUACGUUUGUAACGUUGACGAAGGAGGGUGAAACACCGCCGCCAGGAUUGUCGAAACGCGGGAUGACGUCAGCUAUGCCGUUUUACGCGGAUAUUAAAGUGAUACUGCCAUUACUAGUGGCUACUGUCGCCUUAGUCGCCGCAGCGGUGAUCGUCGCUUUUCGCUGGAAAAAUAGAUACUUGGGAGGUCAAAUGCAACGGCCGAUGAAAGAGUCGCAAGAGAAUCAACAGAAUGCGGAGACACAGCGAGAACGUUAUUAUGCCACGAUACAUAAAGUGGCAUUACAACAAGCGGCAAAUACGGGUGCAGGACCCGACAAGAUUCCAGAGACAGCGGAGGACAUUUCGCCGUACGCUACGUUCCAGCUUUCGGAGGGUGGCGGGGGAAGCCUGGCAGGAUUGGGCGCAUUGGGCGGACUGGGAGGCGCGGCGGAGGCCACGGCGGCCGGUCUCCACCCGAACAACACUCUUCUGCACAGCUUCAUGUAUCACGAGCACGCCAUGACCGAAGGGUGCGCGAGCCCUCCACCGGCGGCGACGGUAUACGUCUCUUCCUUUUUCACUAGGAAAGAUCCGAUCUGUGCAGAGCAUGAAGAGAACGAGAGCGAGUCUGACCCGGACCAACUGAUAAGCUCGCGCACGGAAUCGUCGAAUCAGCUGGACGCUGGAAAAUUAAAACAUAUUCGCGCAGUCUCGGACUUUAUCUAUCACGGCACGUCGAGCACGUCUUCGGACAUUUCUCCAAUGUCCGAACAGAAGUCACUGCCACGGAGGGGGCGAUCAAGAUGGCAUGUUCCCAGCAGGAGCUCUCUACGCACACUACUACCACCGAUCUCGGUCGCGGAGACCGCGUUCGUCGGCAGCAAUCAGGGGGCGGUUGUACCCACGCCGGGGAACGGAGACCGACCGGAGCUCAGCGAAGCCGAGUGCGACAUCGACUCUCUGAAGAAGCUGAAACUGGGGCUGCGAAGCUCUUUGUGGUCGCGGCCAAGCACUCAGAAUAAUCCCUCCUCGGAUUACUCCAUCGCCGUCUAAUCUAUCCCCCGGAUGUCACAUUCCCCACGGUAGCACCCCUUUUUCUCUUAAUCCCGUGGGCCAAAGAUUAGGUAAAUUGAUCUCUUUCCUUCGUGUCUCAUCAAGAAUUUCCUCAUGGCCAUUCGUAGGGCCAAUCGACUGCCACGUCUUCUGUCGACGAUAGAUAAAUUACGUUCUGCUCGUUAAUGACGAUCGAGGGAGAGGCGUGCAUAAAUAAGAUCGGGGAGGAUCGAGGCAACGAAGAUUAACGAUUAUAGAGGAACACACGUGUGUGCACAUAAAAUUAGGUAGAAGAUGAUUUCUUGCCAGAUGAAAAAUCUGAAAUCUCUGAAAUACUUAAAUUACACUAUUAUUUUACAAUAUAAAAAUAAGUUUUUGCAUUGCAGAUAUUAGCUUUUGCAAUAUUUAAUCAACGAUAUACUUAUAGCUAUAUGACAGAACGCAACACUAUAAGGCCUGUUCUUCUAUAAACGUGUGUUUUCGUUGAUCGUGCCGAGAGAACUAGUCGAAAGUAUCUAUAAGUACGUGCUUCUCCUCUUCCUUGUCUAUGACGCGACGCGAGAUAAUACACAUGCGUGGAAUGCGUGAAGUGCGUGAGUGAGUUCGAAUCCGAAUGCGUGGAUGAUCGUCGAAUCGCGUGUACGAAUGCGUGCCAAAACGACAAUUUGCUCAGACCGCUGCGAGUCGUUUCGCCGGCGGGCGAUCCAUUCGAGACCAAAGACUUAAUCGUAUGUACGAACAGAGCAUGGGAGAGUACUUCGCGUAUCAUAAACAAGGUGACAGGCUGUAUCUUCCAU
Mycetomoellerius zeteki is the source of this 6997-nucleotide messenger RNA. It is a transcript of the gene Dscam2, whose product is annotated as Down syndrome cell adhesion molecule 2. The transcript has 30 exons. The record is from RefSeq and is a predicted model, not a curated record. The coding region runs from base 426 to 6200 and encodes 1924 amino acids. Gene Ontology annotation, molecular function: protein binding. Gene Ontology annotation, biological process: cell-cell adhesion. NCBI's taxonomy places the organism in Eukaryota, Metazoa, Arthropoda, Insecta, Hymenoptera, Formicidae.